This is a messenger RNA of Candidula unifasciata, 563 nucleotides long. Lineage: Eukaryota; Metazoa; Mollusca; Gastropoda; Stylommatophora; Geomitridae. The record is from the annotation of a GenBank genome assembly.
AUGAAUCAUACACGUGUAAUACUUCUAUUUUUUAUAAUAUGGUCAGUAAGCGCAAAGGAUACGCUGUUACCGGUUGUGAUCAAUACGUGGCCUUUCACAAAUGCCACUGCUUCAGCAUGGGAAGUUCUACAGAAGGGUGGAAGUGCCGACGACAGUCUUGUUGUUGGAUGUAGUACGUGUGAGCGGCUUCAAUGUGAUGGCAGUGUGGGAUUUGGAAGCAAUCCUGAUGAAUCUGGUGAAACUACACUGGAUGCUAUGAUCAUGGAUGGAGCAACAUUUGCCGUGGGAGCUGUAGGCGACUUACGCCGAGUAAAAAAUGCAAUUGGUGUGGCCAGGGCAGUGAUGAAGUAUUCUGAUCACACUCUUCUGGCAGGAGAGUCAGCAACCAAAUUUGCUGUGGAGAUGGGGUUCAAGGAAGAAUCAUUGACCACAAACAAGUCACAGGCCAUGUUUAAUGACUGGGUAAAGUCUAACUGUCAGCCCAAUUUUAGACAGAAUGUCAAACCAGAUCCAAAGACAAGCUGUGGCCCAUAUUCACCAGUGCCUUCCUCAUUUAGCAAGGU